This is a messenger RNA of Trifolium pratense (red clover), 2389 nucleotides long. Its product is annotated as phosphatidylinositol 3,4,5-trisphosphate 3-phosphatase and protein-tyrosine-phosphatase PTEN2A. NCBI's taxonomy places the organism in Eukaryota, Viridiplantae, Streptophyta, Magnoliopsida, Fabales, Fabaceae. The record is from RefSeq and is a predicted model, not a curated record. The transcript is spliced from 13 exons. Gene Ontology annotation, molecular function: phosphatidylinositol-3,4,5-trisphosphate 3-phosphatase activity. Gene Ontology annotation, cellular component: cytosol. The coding region runs from base 353 to 2218 and encodes 621 amino acids. Gene Ontology annotation, biological process: dephosphorylation.
UGAUGCUGAUCCAACCGAUACAACAUGAAUAGGGUGCAGGGUACACUAUACAACAGACAAUAACCGCAGGACCAACUGCAACCGUGCGAUUUCAAUCCAUGACAUCAAACUCAUCUUCAUCAUUCAUAUUGAACAGUAAUGACGUUACGAAAUUAAUUCAACGUCUUCGUUCCCAAUCUCAUCGAAUCUCGAAACCCUAAUCAGCUCCUUCACUUGCCUUCUUCAUCCACUUUCUCUUCAUCUCCAUCUCCAUCUCAUUCCACUUCUGCCUCAACCGAAAGACACUGUUUGGCCAGAGCCACCUAAUGAUAGAAUUUCCAACUUCUGCAUAAGUUUGAUUCUCUUAAAUAGAAUGGAUCCAGCGCCCGGUGAUGCGUCAAAUCCACCUCCUCUGAAAAUACCAUCUACGGCACCUCUUGCUAAAGAGGAUGAUGGCCAAGAUUCUGCUGCUGUAGCCUCUGGACAAGAUAAUACUGCCCGUGAAGCACCAUCUAGGCUAUCUCCUACCGGCAUAUCUUCGUGGGCCAAAAAUUUAAAUAUUUCUAAGUCAUUUUCUGGUAACCAAGAUGACUCUUCAAGUGAAAAUGUUGCAAAAUCAACGUUUGCACGGUUUACAAGUAAUCUGGGAUUGCGGUUGUCUCCAAAAUCUCCUGUGGUAGAUGACAAUUCCAAUGAACCGGCAGCACAAUCUAAUUUGUUUGGAAGUAUCACAAAAGGUCUUGUAGACUCUUCGAAGAAUGCGGUGAAAGCUGUGCAGGUCAAAGCGCGGCACGUUGUUUCUCAAAACAAACGCAGAUACCAGGAGGGAGGUUUUGAUUUAGAUAUGACAUAUAUCACAGAAAACAUUAUUGCAAUGGGGUUCCCUGCUGGUGACAUGAGCUCUGGGUUUUUUGGUUAUGUUGAAGGAUUUUACAGAAAUCACAUGGAAGAAGUGAUCAAGUUUUUUGAGACUCACCACAAGGAUAAAUACAAAGUAUAUAAUCUUUGUUUGGAGCGCCUGUAUGAUGCAUCAUUGUUCGAGGGGAAGGUUGCUAGCUUCCCAUUUGAUGACCAUAAUUGCCCACCGCUUCAAUUGGUUAUAUCAUUUUGUCAAAGUGCUUACUCAUGGUUGAAACAAGACAUUGAGAAUGUGGUAGUUGUCCACUGUAAGGCUGGGAUGGCCAGGACAGGGUUGAUGAUUUCUAGUCUCCUACUAUUCUUAAAGUUCUUCCCGACCGCUGAGGAGUCCAUGGAUUACUAUAAUCAGAAAAGAUGUGUUGAUGGAAAAGGACUUGUUCUGCCUAGUCAGAUUAGGUAUGUCAAGUAUUUUGAACGGGUCUUGACUUACUUUAAUGGCGAAUGCCCACCUCCCCGCAGGUGCAUGCUUAGGGGAUUCCGGCUUCACAGAUGUCCUUAUUGGAUCAGGCCAUCUAUAACCAUCUCAGAUCAUAGUGGUGUGUUGUUCUCAACCAAAAAGCAUCCAAGAACCAAGGAUCUUUUGCCAGAAGAUUUUUGGUUUACUGCACCAAAAAAGGGAGUGAUGGUCUUUGCUUUGCCUGGAGAGCCUGGUCUCACAGAGUUGGCUGGGGACUUCAAAAUCCAUUUUCAUGAUCGCCAAGGAGAUUUUUACUGUUGGUUGAACACAACCAUGACAGAAAACAGAAAAGUUUUGAACACCGGUGAUCUUGAUGGCUUUGACAAGAGAAAAUUGCCUUCUCCAGGAUUCCAGGUUGAGGUUGUGCUGGUGGAUCAUAAUGGUAAUGUUGUAGCUUCCAAACCUGAAAUUACAAAGAAAUCUGAUGAGAGUUCAAGUACCAAUCCCGCCCCAGUUGAGGCGAGCAACCCCACACCAAAUGCAAACAAAGAAUCAUCAGGGGAUGGAGAUCAGGACAAGGACGACGUAUUUUCAGAUGGUGAGGCAGAGCAUCCUGCUUCUUCAAGAAGCAAGCAAACAAAGGCACCUUCUGAAUCAGUUGAAACAGUUGCAAGUGCCACCAAAGAAUCUGAGGCAAACAAAAUUUCAAAUCAAAUCACAAAUAUAACACAUGCAACAGAACAAGUUUCUUUGGGUAGUAAGAUCUCUACACCAAGUCAAAGUACUGGUGAGCCAAAAAGUGAUGUUGGUGGAAGAACAGUGUCCAGUCUCGACGGACCUAGCUCAGAAAGUGAGUUUAAGGCCAUGGCUGCAGAUGCUUCUGUUUUUACGUUCGGAGAUGAUGAAGACUAUGAAAGUGAUUGAGGUUCAACAGGAUUACAUCAUGCUUAUCUUUAUACCUUGAUAUUUGUACAUAAUAUUUGCUUGCAACUUCGUAUUCAACAAUAUCAUGUUCAUCCAUUUGUUCGUUUGUUGUAAUGAUAUUUCUGGCGACAAUCACUGGCAAUGCACUAAUGGAAAAUAAUAAUUUGCUCA